Molecule: messenger RNA, 882 nt
Organism: Leptosia nina
Lineage: Eukaryota; Metazoa; Arthropoda; Insecta; Lepidoptera; Pieridae
Source: the annotation of a GenBank genome assembly
AUGACUAAAAAAUCAAUAACAUUAGAUGUUGAUCCGACAAUCAUGGAAAAAAACAUGCGAAUAGUUAAGGAUAACCCGGUGGAGGAGGAAAUUAAUAAACUUUUUGUGCCCAAAGAUACUUAUCCUUACAAAGUAGUCCAACCAACCCCAGGGUUUUGCGUUAAGACAUUUACUAAGCCAGACAAUAAAAAAGUAUUUGUUAAUGUAUGCUUGACUGAUGCAAUACCUUGUCCUCGUGACAUUACUAAUGAUGAACUAAUGCAAAUUCUCAGCUCUGAGGAUCCAUCCAGCUAUAGAGUGCCAAUGAGUAUCGGUGAGGGUAGAAUGGAUCCUGAUAAGUCAGGCAUCCCUGCCACAGUAUAUGAUGUCGCUAUUAAUCCUGACUUUUUUACAAAAAUAGAGAAAGAUGAUCUUUUCCAAACAUUCUUUAUUACUGUAGUAUUUGAGGGUUUGCAAGAUAAAUAUCAGUUUGAAAUAGACAUGACUAAGUUUACAAUUCUUAAGAAUAGAAAGAGUAUUGGCAAUCUGCAGUCUCAUAGGAUUCAAGUCCGAGAUGUAAAAAAUUGUGAAGAAAAAAUUAAACCUUUAAUUGAAGAAAUAAAGGUCAAGGAUGUGUGUAAGAAGGAUAUAUCUUACCGACUUAGAAGAGAACCUCCAACAGGAGAAAUACAGUAUCUUUUGGCUGAAUUCAAAAUUCCUGCUUCUGUAGAAUUGCAAGAUCUCAACUUGGAAAUUGGUGAAGACAGAGUAGUUUUAGAUUGCAAGGGACCGUAUGAACCUGUGGAUUUCUUUCUACCUUGCAGUGUUGAUCAGGAGGUUAUUGACGCGCAGUUGAACAGAAACAUUGAAAUGCUAUCGGUGAAGAUGCCAGUGAUUCAUUGA